Messenger RNA from Boleophthalmus pectinirostris (great blue-spotted mudskipper), 1763 nucleotides. Its product is annotated as N-acyl-aromatic-L-amino acid amidohydrolase (carboxylate-forming) B-like. The record is from RefSeq and is a predicted model, not a curated record. The coding region runs from base 233 to 1165 and encodes 310 amino acids. Gene Ontology annotation, molecular function: hydrolase activity, acting on ester bonds; aminoacylase activity. The transcript is spliced from 7 exons. Lineage: Eukaryota; Metazoa; Chordata; Actinopteri; Gobiiformes; Gobiidae.
GGAUUAAAAAAAAAAGAAAAAACAAGUUGAAAUUUGAGCUUGCAGGCUGAAUUUAUUGUUUGGAGGAAGGCAGGGAACAGGAAGUGGUAUAAAAAUGAAGGCUGAAGAAGUGUGUUUUGAAUGAGUGAUUCAACUCGUGUGCCCUCUCAGAGUGUGAUUUUGUCUCUGCUAACUAUCUUGUUGACAUUUGCAGGGUCAAAGGCUACCGUAGUUCAGAGUGCCUUGAAGAGAGAUGGACCAAGUCUUCUACCCAAAGUUCUCCCGUCUAGCCAUCACCGGCGGCACACACGGAAAUGAACUGACCGGCGUGUAUAUAGUUCGACAAAUGCAGAAACAGAAUAUAAAUCAGAUUGGCUCUGUCUCCGUCUGCCCCAUUCUCGCCAACCCACCAGCCAUCGAAGCCUGCAAGAGAUACAUAGACACAGACCUUAACCGAUGUUUUACUGAUGUUACAUUGAGUACCCCGGUCACAGAUAGUUCUCCUCUUGAAGUGAAAAGGGCUCAUGAGCUGAACUCUUUGCUAGGGCCCAAAGGCAGUGACAGGGCCAUGGACCUGGUGUGUGACCUGCACAAUACAACCUCCAACAUGGGCCUAUGCUUCAUUAUUGACGUUACAGACUGCAUUCCCCUCCACAUCGCCAAAUACGUACAGACCAAGAUGCCUUCUGCUCCAAUAAGGUUCUUCAACACCAACCGUGCUUCCUCAUCCGAAGCUUAUUGUGUAGAUUCUGUCGGCAAACAUGGAUUUGCCAUUGAAGUCGGCCCACAGCCCAACGGUGUACUCAGGGCAGACAUUUAUAACAUGAUGAAAGAGGCCAUUGACCACACUUUAGACUGGCUCAACAAGUUUAAUGCUGGAACAACAUUUGAAGGAGGCCAACUGGACACUUUUGUAUUAGAGAGGAGCGUAGACUAUCCUCGAGAUCCUAAAACCAACGAACUCACAGCUAUCGUUCACCCGCAGCUACAGGAUAAUGACUUCAAACUCCUGCAGUCUGGUGACCCCAUUUUUAAAACUUUCUCCGGUGAGACGCUGAACUACGAAGGAGAGGACCUUUACCCGGUCUUUAUCAACGAGUGUGCCUAUUAUGAAAAGAAGAUUGCGUUUCAUUUAGGACAAAAGAAAACAAUCACACUUCCACCGAUAAGUGUCAGGACAGACUGAAAUAAUUUGAAAGAUGCUACUUUCUCUAUGCAAUUAUUAGAACUAUGCAAACUGCGCUUAGGUAAAGGUGCACUGCAAAAUAUUUCUAGUUGAGGGUCCACCACCUGCUUGUCUCCAUGGAAAUGUUAUUGCUUUGUCUAGAACAUUGUUUUCCAAAGGCUUAGUCGGAACCUCAGGUGGGUCACCAGAGAUUUUUUGGGGGGUCGCCUUGUCACAAUCUGCAUGUAGGUCUGAAAUAUACAGUUCUGGCUCUGAUAUGAGUGUUGUGCUCUUCUCCUGCACCCUGGACUGAAACUCGCUACAAAAAUGCAGGCUCAUCUAUCUCUUUAGAAAUGUUAAAAUGCUAAGACAUGUUUGUAAUUUCUAAUCUUUUUGUAAUUAUUUUAUUCACUAUUUUGUUCCAAUAUUGCUGGUUCAUUUGAAUGUUGAAAAGAAAAAGAAAUGGGCUACAUUUAGUGUCCAAAUAGGCAACUUAUGGAUCAUUUUAUUGCUGGUACAAUUACUGUUUUUCAUUGUUUAAAACUUGAGUAAUACUAAUUAUUCACAGAGACACGAUCACUCAGUCAACAAUAAAAUAUCCUUAGUAAUGUUCAAUAAU